AUGAUGCGGUUGACCAAAAAGCGAUUCGCUUCCUCCAAGGAGAAGAAGGCUAACUCUGAGGAUCAGUAUCCACACCAAGCAUCGGAUGGGAGGAGAUCACUCCGGGCAAUGGAGAAAAGCCCAGACUCCGAACAAGUCAUCAUCCAUGACCACAGCCGAAACGGAACCGUCGAUACCUUCCUAGGCUCCAACACAGACUCGCAGAACAGCGAUCGUUCCAAUCGACCAAGUGUUGAAGACCAUGCCUAUCAACGCCCACACCCCGACCGCGCCGACUCCCUGCCUUCUGAGGUGCUGGGAUUGACACCAGACAGCGAGAAGCCACGGUACAAUGCCAUCUCCGAUUCACCGGUGGUUUCAGACUUUGGCGAUCGGUAUGACUCUCCGGGCAACUCUCGAUAUACCCAUGCUCGCAGCACAUCGAAAAGUGCAGCUUCGCGCAUGAAGUAUGACCACUCGGUAUCCCAGGACACUCUCCGCGACAACGACAGGUCACGCUCUCAGCACAAGCAGCAGCAGCCAACGGCGAACAAACAGAACCUUUCUUCCAACGCACGACAGACCCGACAGUUGAGCCGCAAUCCCUCUGAAUACGACCAACAGCAAUACUCGAGGUCGGGCAGUCCCGACACCACAGCCGGCCAUGGCUACAUCAACGGCGAUCGCAGCAGCGCAGAGUCAGUCAUGUCACAAGAGACGGCAGCAACAUCAGUCACAACCUUGCCUGCGCUACAGACGAAGGGCCCGGACAACAGCGAUGCUCAAGAUUUAGAGCCGGUGCUCGAAGAUGAUCCAAGAUCGUGGGACUUGGUCGAGCCGGUCGAGAACACUGGGUCUCCAGCGAACAUUUACUCGCUUGAGAAACGAGCUGAGCAAAUCUUCAGCAACGAGCAUCUGCGCACCAUCUUCAAUGAUCCGAAGCUGCUGCUGAAGUUCACUGGAUUUCUCAAUGCACACCGACCAAAGAGCAUAGCGAUCUUGAUCUACUACCUCGAUGCGCUGAAAGCAUUGCGAGCAGUCGAAUACGCCAAUGCCAUCGCGGAGGCUCUGGAGCCGAUUCGAGGCCAGGACUUCACCCAGGAGAAUGCAGCACCGACCAGGAACUCGGCUCUGGAGAAGAAAGCUGACGCUGCCUUUGGAAUCAUGGUAAACGAGGACCUGCCGGCUUUCGUCGCACACAUAUGGAUUCAGGUCGUUUCUGUGAGCAUACAGCGCAGGAUCACUGGCACACUUGCGCCGCAUCUGCGAGAGGCGAGUGAGGGCUUAGCGGAGGUGUUCUGCUUGACGGAUCCCAGCAGGACCGACAACCCGAUUGUCUUUGCGUCUGAAGAGUUUGUGAGGACGACACAGUACGGGAUGAACUAUGUUAUUGGUCGCAACUGUCGCUUCUUGCAAGGACCGCAGACGAACCCGAAUUCGGUGAGACGUCUAGCGAUGGCGACUAAGGAAGGAAGGGAGCAUACCGAGGUCUUCGUCAACUACCGAAGAGAUGGAAGCCCGUUCAUGAAUCUGCUCAUGAUCGCGCCGCUGAUGGACAGCCGUGGGAAUGUGCGCUACAACAUUGGUGCUCAGGUCGAUGUCUCAGGCCUGGUCAAAGACUGCAGCAAUUUAGAAGGCAUCCAGCAGAUGUUGGAGAAGGAGCAAGAUCCUGACUCGGAAGAGUCAAGCAGGAAAGACGAGUUCCAGGAAUUGACGGAGAUGUUCAACACUGCCGAGCUUGACACCGUACGACGAUACGGUGGACGAAUGCACAAGGAGUACGCUGAUGACAGCGACCGGGAGAGUAUCAGCGGGGGCAAGCGAAGGGUGGUGAUCAAAGAUUCUACGCAUGAGGUCCUCGAGCAGCAUGGUGGGAAGGUGCCGACCAGCAUUCCUCCGACCGCGCGUGAGAAGAUCAAUGGCAAGCUGGAGGGCGUGUACCAGAACUACCUCCUCAUCCGCCCCGCACCCUCCCUCCGCAUCCUCUUCACCUCCCCCUCCCUCCGCGUCCCGGGUAUCCUGCAAUCCCCCUUCCUCGACCGCAUCGGCGGCAGCUCCCGCGUGCGCUCCGACCUCCGCUCUGCGCUCGGUGAAGGCCGCGGCGUCACGGCCAAAAUCCGGUGGCUCGCCCGUGCUGACCAGGAUGGUGAUGGUGAAGGACGGCCGAGGUGGAUCCACUGCACGCCGCUUUUCGGCCACAACGGCUCCGUCGGCGUCUGGAUGAUCGUGCUGGUGGAUGAUGAGGGUGCAAGUGCUGGCGGGAACUCAGGGAAACGUUUCAGGGCGGCGCCGCCCGUGGCGAAUAAUAUUGGGGGUAAGGAGUGGGAGGCGAAGCCGAAGCGGGAAAAGCAGAACCUGUACAGUCCGCAUGAUGCGCGGAAUGAUGGAUUGAAGCCCACCGACAACGAACGGCAGCACGGCACACGUCGGGAGCACAGCGCGGUGGACAGAGAACGAGGUGCACCGUCGAGGGACAGGAGCGCGCCGCCGCCGGGGAGUCCUUAUGGUUCGAAGUUCGGGAUCGCUAGUGGUGAUGUCUCGGAGUUCUCGUUUCAGUUGAAGUGA
Molecule: messenger RNA, 2544 nt
Organism: Saxophila tyrrhenica
Lineage: Eukaryota; Fungi; Ascomycota; Dothideomycetes; Mycosphaerellales; Extremaceae
Exons: 2
Coding region: 1-2544 (847 amino acids)
Cellular component (GO): nucleus
Source: RefSeq, a predicted model, not a curated record